Trematosphaeria pertusa is the source of this 2545-nucleotide messenger RNA. RefSeq lists its product as uncharacterized. The record is from RefSeq and is a predicted model, not a curated record. The transcript has 4 exons. Gene Ontology annotation, biological process: protein import into nucleus; RNA export from nucleus. Bases 149 to 2365 code for a protein of 738 amino acids. Gene Ontology annotation, cellular component: nuclear pore central transport channel; nuclear pore. Lineage: Eukaryota; Fungi; Ascomycota; Dothideomycetes; Pleosporales; Trematosphaeriaceae. Gene Ontology annotation, molecular function: phospholipid binding; structural constituent of nuclear pore.
CGAGCUGCUUGCGCCUGUUGACCAACGCAAGGUCCCUUGAUUAUUUGGCCAGCUGCUGCGCCUUUGCACUUUGUUCAACGCGCGCUGCUUCUCAAGUCGCGCUCCGUACACCCGCUCCAUACACGCAGGCUUCAUAGAUACGGACAUAAUGUCGUUCAGCUUUGGACAGACGGGCGGUAGCGGCAGCGGCAGUAACACGCCGAACAAACCCCUCUUUGGCGCCACCAGCUCUGGCGGAACAGGCUCUCUCUUCGGCGGAACCACCAACGCAAACACAGGCUCCAGCACUCCAAGCGGUCCUAAUCUCUUCGGAAGCGCGAACACAGGAUCCUCCUCGACGCUGUUUGGAAAUACCUCGUCGAACGCGCCUGCUGCAAGCAAGCCCGGUGGUGUCUUUGGAGGGAAUCAAGCAACUUCAGGAGCCUCCCAGCCGGUAUCAAGUUCAUUCUCGUUUGGGAACGUCGGAGGAGCAAACGCAGCUAAACCGACUCUAUUCGGAGGUGCUGGAACAAGUGGCACCACGGUGGCAACUACAGGAGGAACCACUUCAACGUCUACGCCGACGUUCUCGUUUGGCAAUACGGCAGCGUCCUCUACUCCAGCUGCGACGCCCGCCGCAAACAAAACAUUCUCCCUGCCUUCGACGACUCCAGCUGGACCUCCGCCCGGCACAAGCUUGUUCGGCGGUCAAUCGGCUCAGACAGGCACAAGCGCAAGCUCCCAGGCCCCUUCGCUGUUCGGAACGAAGCCAGCCACCGCAUCCACACCUACAACAAGCCCCUUCGGUGCUGCAGCUUCGAGCUCGACCCCAGCGAAGCCGUUGGGCAGUACCCCAGGUGGCUCAGGCCUCUUCAGCUUUGGAAAUAAAGAUGCGACAGCCGAUGCGAACAAAAGCACGCCUACGCAACCAUCGCCUGCCCCGACAAACAUUUUCGGUGGUGCCGCCCAAUCCGGAGCGUCUGGCGGACAAGGCACGCAAGCCACUCCAAAGCCGUCUUUGUUCGGCAACCUAGGUAGCACAACACCGUCUUCUACACCAGCGAGUAAACCACCGGCAUUCAGUCUAGGCGCAACACCAGCUUCCGCGCAGCCAGCCUCAUCGCAACCUUCUGCAACAACUCCAGCAAACCCCUUGAGCUUAGGUGGCGACAGAUCGACUCCUGUAUCGACGGGAGCGCCAGCAAGCAACAUGUUUUCGGCCGCAAGUGCUGGAUCCGGUCCUUCUGGGGGCUCCGGCUCUGGUGGAUUCGGUUUUCUUAAACCGGGCGGCAAUGCUCCGGCAUCUACAGCUGCCCCCUUGGGUGGUUCGACAGCUUCACCUGGUGCCGGAACCGCUACUACCGCAACCUCCGGUCUGUCUCUCUUUCCUAGCCUAGGAGGCGGUGCCAGUGCAGCUAGCUCAGGGGCCGCAUCGACAAGCACCGCUGCGCCUGGGCUCUUCAGCUUAGGAGGAGCCAAGCCUGCCGGUACCACUGCGCAGCCCUCUACAUCCACAAAUACAACGGCACCUGCUGCUUCUUUUGGGGGAACCACGACAACAGCAGGCGGUGACGCGGCUAAGAGUGGACUUGCCAGCUCGACGGCCGGACCUGCCCCGUCCGCGCAGUCCCGCCUGAAGAACAAGUCGAUGGACGAAAUCAUCACGCGUUGGGCAGCGGAUUUGUCAAAGUACCAGAAAGAAUUCCAGACACAAGCCGACACGGUCGCCAAGUGGGAUCGGGCGUUGGUCGAGAAUUCGGACAAGGUUAAGCAACUGUACUCGAAGACGUUUCAAGCGGAACGCGAUGCAGCUGAGGUCGAGAGGCAGUUGACCAUGAUGGAAGAGAACCAGCAGGAGCUAGAUCAAUACUUGGAUCGGUAUGAGAAGGAGAUCGAGAACUUGAUGAAGAUACAUGGCGUCGGCGGGAGGUCUGAUGGCCUCCGCGGGCCGGAUCAGGAACGUGAGAGGACGUACGUUGACUUUUCUUUACCCGCUUCAACUGACGACAGUCUACCCCGGGCGCCAUCCGCUGAUCGCUGGAACAGCUACAAACUGGCCGAGAAGCUCCAGGACAGGCUCAACGAGCUCAACAAGGACCUCACCGAGAUGAUUGAGGAGAUCAACAGCACGUCACAGACCCUGAGCAAGACGGGCAAACCAGAUGAUCCCUUGACAAAGGUCGUCCGGGUCCUCAAUUCGCAGCUCUCGCAGCUCCAGCUUAUCGACUCUGGGGCUGCUCAGCUACAAGAGAAGAUUGACGCAGCGCGGAAGGAGAGCCAGCGCGUUGGUGCCAAUGGCUGGAAUGGGCUUGGAACCGAUCCAGCGGAGGACUUCUAUCGGAGCUAUAGAGGUGGCCGGACCGAUCGAUUUGGAGGCGUCUCGUAGGCAGCAUUUCGUUCUGGAGAAAGCGGGAUGAACUGGCCAUUAAAAGCGAACUAUUUGAAACACCUAUCUAGGACUGCAUGGGAGGCCGGCGUUAGGGUAACACAUCCCGAAAGCUCGGCCAAGCGAGACUACGGCCCGCAUGGGAUUUGUACCAUAGGACAAGCACUUAAUGAAAAAGCG